This is a messenger RNA of Thecamonas trahens ATCC 50062, 804 nucleotides long. RefSeq names its product hydroxyacylglutathione hydrolase. The record is from RefSeq and is a predicted model, not a curated record. Gene Ontology annotation, molecular function: hydroxyacylglutathione hydrolase activity. Bases 1 to 804 code for a protein of 267 amino acids. NCBI's taxonomy places the organism in Eukaryota, Apusomonadida, Apusomonadidae. The transcript has a single exon.
AUGUUUCGCGUGGGACUCCAGCGCGGGGCGUCGCUUGUUGUAGCACCGAUUCUGGCGGACAACUACUUGUAUGCGCUCUGCACUGCCAACGGUGGAGUGGCGGUAGUGGACCCCGGCGGAGUGCCCGAGACAGCCGAGUGGGACGAGGUGAACAAGGCAGUCAAGGCCGUCCUUGUCACCCACCACCAUCACGACCAUGUCGACGAGCUGCGGAGUGUACUCGCUCAUGCCAGCAUCAAGCGCCCGCCCGUGGUCGUCUCCUCGGCAGCCGCGCUCCGCGUCCCCUGCUCGUCCUCGCACCUGUCGCUCGAGCCCGGCUCCACCAAGGUCGACAUCCCUGGCCUCGGCCCGGAUGCGGCAGUCGACGUCAUCGCCACGCCUGGUCACACCCGCGAUCAUUGCGCGUUCCACUUUCCUCAGCUCGGCGUCGUUUUCUCGGGCGACAACCUGUUCGGGCUCGGCUGCGGUCGGGUCUUUGAGGGCUCGAUCGCAGAGAUGCAUGCCUCGCUUCAGAGCCUCGCCAAACUCCCGGAUCAUACCGUGGUUGCUGGCUCGCACGAGUACACCCUCGCCAAUCUCGAGUUCUGCCUCUCGCUCGGCGAUGAGCUCUACUCGUACCUCCCCGGCUCGCCCGAUGAUGCCAAGGCCGCCUUUGAUGCUCGUGCCGCUGACAUCCGCACCGCCGCUGCCGCCGGUAAGCCCACCAUGCCCACCACCAUCGGGCUGGAAAAAGCCACCAACCCGUUCCUCGUCCCUGACCUCUCCAGCUUUGCCCGAGUCCGCGCCGCCAAGGACGUGUUCUAA